UCUCGCUGUCAAAAUGGCUUUGACAGUUUGCGUAGUAUGUUUUAUAAUUAAUAAUAAGUUUCAGUAUUUAUAAAUUUAAUAUCUAAAUAAUUAUGGAUAAUAUGACGUUAAAAGAAAUUCAGAAUAGACUAUUAUUAUGGGAAGCGACAGAAAAUCCUCUGGCGCCAUUAACCUCAUGCCAACGAGAAGCUAUUUUGGAUAUAGAGUCCAUUAUCCUCGGUGUAUCUUCUGAUAUUGAAGAAGAAAAACAAAUUCCUCAAGAAAAUAAUCAAGAUAUAGCCCCAGUUGAGACUGCGUAUGACUUUUUAAACUGGUACGAAACUUUAAAUGAGCAAAAUUUGAAAAGGAAUGAUGCAUUGUAUGAAGACUAUUACAAACAGCUUGAAGACAGGAGGAAUGAGUGUGUUGCUUUGACAAAUCAAAUAACCUCAACCAUGUCUGACCUGAACAAACUGUCUGAUGAAUAUAAUCUUGUUGCAAACAAGACCAAUGCCUUGCAUACGAUGAGCGAACAGCUAUUGGCUGACCAAAAUAAACUUUCUGCAAUAGGUGAUGACAUAAAACAAAAGAUGCAUUACUUUACUCAAGUAGAACAUUUAUCACAACGUCUUAACAGUCCGACAAUGUCAGUCAACAGUGAACAAUUUUUCAGUGUCUUAGGAAAAAUUGAUGAAUGUUUGGAUUACAUGAGAGCAAAUAAUACUUUUAAAGAAGCCCACACAUAUACAGUCAAGUAUCGCCAUCUUCAAAGCCGUGCCAUAUCUCUAAUUCGUAGUUACGUUACCCAUAUUCUGAACCAUGCAACUGAACAAGUUCUAGCUCCGGAUGACUCAAAUGAAAGCGAAACAAUGGACACUGCAUAUGCAGUAUAUUUUGGUAAAUUUCAAGCAGCUGCCCCUAAAUUGAAAAUGGUGAUCAGUGAAAUUGAGAAGAGGGCAGAGAGUAAUGAAGACUACGCGUCUCUGCUGUCGGAUGUGCAGCGCGAGUACGCGGCGCGGCGCGGGCGCGUGGCGGGCGGCGCGGCGGAGCGCGCGCUGCGCGGCGCUGCGGCGCGGCACGCGCGCGACCACUGCGCCCUGCUGCGCGCCGCGUGCUCGCUACUGGCGCUCGCCGUGCGAGACGAGUGCGCGCUCUACGGGCACUUCUUCGCGCAGCCCUCGCCCGCGCUCGAUGAAUACCUCCAGUCUUUGUGCAACGGGCUGUACGAAACCCUCCGUCCUCACAUCAUCCACAUCAACCACUUGGAGACGCUCGCAGAACUCUGCGUCAUUCUCAGGGUCGAAGUGAUCGAGGAACAAGUUAACAACGAUCCAUCGCUGUCGGCGUUGGGUGCAGCGGCGCGCGCGCUGCUGCAGGACGCGCAGGAGCGGCUCGUGUUCCGCGCGCACGUGCACCUGCGCGCCGACGUGCUGCGCUACCGCGCCGCGCCCGGCGACCUCGCCUACCCCGACAAGCUGCUCAUGAUGGAGCAAAUAGCUCUAUCACUCCAAGAACAAAGUCUGAAACGAAGCGAUUCACGAAACUCAAUGAUAUCUGACGUGUCAGCCACAUCUCAAGAAGUAGCUAAUAUUAACGUAGAAGCACAAAGACGACCACAAGCGUCCCCAGCUGAUCUCCACGGCAUGUGGUACCCAGGAGUUCGGAGAACUUUAGCAGCACUAUCUAGACUUUACAGAUGUCUUGAAAAACGUGUCUUCCAAGGUCUUGCCCAAGAAGCUAUUUCUCUAUGUGUCCAAAGCGUGGACAUAGCGGCGAAACAGAUAUCUUCCAACAAAACCAAUAUCGACGGAGAAUUGUUCCAGAUUAAACAUUUGCUGAUCUUAAGAGAGCAAAUAGCUCCAUUCCAAGUUGAUUUCGUGGUGAAAGAAACUACAUUAGAUUUCAGUAAUAUGAAGAAUGCAGCAUAUGGGUUAAUACAAAAGCCUAGACAAAUUUUUUCAUUGAACAGUAAUAAUGCCUUGCUAGAAUUUUUGUUAGAAGGUACGCCAAUGGUUAGAGAACAUCUACUAGAUUCCAGAAAGGAGGUUGAUAGGCAAUUGAAGAGUUGCUGCGAAACUUUUAUAAAGUAUUCCACGGAAAUACUUGCUGGACCGUUAAUUGAAUUUAUUGAAAAGGCACAGGCAUUUACUCCACCUGAUCAACUAAAAUCUCAAUUAUGGGCGACACCAGGAAAAUUGGCUGUUGCUGUGAAAGAGGCCCAAAAAUGCAUUAAAACCCAUUUAGCGCCGUUGCAGAGAUCAAUGCAAUUGUAUUUGGCCAACAAAGAGACGGAAUUUAUUUUAUUUAGACCUAUAAGAAAUAAUGUUGUGGGAUAUUUUGUGCAAUUGGAGCAAAUUCUUGCUAAUUCUGGAUAUACAUAUGAUGACUUGUUAAUAGUUGCCUGCCCAACACCCGAACAAGUAUCUGUGUUUAUUUCAUCUGCAAGUUUGAUUAGUCAUUCAGAACCCGUGUUACCAUAUGGAAAAAAGAAGCCAACAAAUGUCACUCAUAGGCCUAGUCUUACCAGUUUACCAGAAAACACUUCAAAUCCCCACCAACCACAAAAAAAUUUGCCUCCAUCUAACCAAAAUCCUUAAAUAAUUAUUUUAUGAUAAGGAUUUAUUAAAUAAAAAUAAUUUUUUCCAUGAAUACUAAAUAAUAAAAUUA
Messenger RNA from Melitaea cinxia (Glanville fritillary), 2646 nucleotides. It is a transcript of the gene Cog3, whose product is annotated as conserved oligomeric Golgi complex subunit 3. Bases 93 to 2576 code for a protein of 827 amino acids. Gene Ontology annotation, cellular component: cis-Golgi network; COG complex; membrane. The transcript is spliced from 11 exons. Lineage: Eukaryota; Metazoa; Arthropoda; Insecta; Lepidoptera; Nymphalidae. The record is from RefSeq and is a predicted model, not a curated record. Gene Ontology annotation, biological process: intracellular protein transport; intra-Golgi vesicle-mediated transport; Golgi organization.